CAGAAAUCUUUGGUGAGAAUUGGCAGCGUCGCGAGAAGCUUUUUUGGACGCCAUUCACAAGGCAACAAACAUAAAAAGAUCCCGGCUUUUCAUUUCGAAGUGUAAAAUCUUACUAUUUUAAAAACAGAAACGAAAUGAGUUUUCGGCGUGGACGUGGUGUUGGCAAUGGAAGGUUUUCCGGUGGCAGAGAUAUGGACAGCGGACGAGGAAGAGGUGGAGGCAGAGAUAGUGGCCCACCAAGAGGAGCAGACAGGCUUUCAAAUCACACUUCUGACGCAUCAAUGGCCAGUGCCCGAAUCUUUGUGGGAAACCUGCCCACCAAUGACCCUAGACUCACCAAAGAGUUGCUAGAAGAGAAUUUCAGUCAAUACGGACACAUUAUGGGCAUAUCCAUUCUGAAAGGCUUUGGAUUCAUCCAAUACGCUGAUGAAAUCAGUGCAGAGAAUGCCAUUAGAGGAGCUCAGAACAUGGAAAUCCUUGCUCACCGAAUGGAUGUCAAGAAUGUCAAGUCUGGCAAAGACGGUCUUCCACCUAUGCCAGGCAACAGUAGUGUCAGUGGAGGAAGUGGUGGAGGUGGAGGUGGAGGAGGAGGAAUACCCGAUCCCGGCAAUUACCGUGAUCGUUCACCCAUCAGACGAAGAGAAUUUGACAUGCCAAUGCGUGGCAGAGAGCCCGACAUGCCUCCCAGAGGGAGAGAUGGCGAGAUGAUGAUGCGUGGAGGUCCUUCUCACCGCGACAUGGAUCGUCCGUCACGCGAUUUUGACGGUAGAGAUCAGCGCGACUGGGGCAGAGACCAGAUGGACAUGAUGGAUCCUUACCACGGAUCUCCUUACAAUAUGGAUCGUGAAAGAGACAUGCAUCCGCGAGAGCCGUUUAUUCCUCCGCUAGGUGACCACAGAGGCAAUUUCGGUGGUGGUGGGCCAGGUCCGAAACCCAGUGGUAUGAACAUGGCCAAUGAAGUCGAAAUCGUCGUCACUUCCAAAACAGGACCGCUGAGGCAGUACGCCGAGCGGAUCGAGAGCCGCAUCCGAUCUCAGGGUCUGGCCGUCGACGUCCUUUUCCCCCACGAAGAAAUUCCCAUCCGCCAAGUCCUGGCCGACUUGUCGUCUCGAGGCACUCUCUACGGCAUCGUUCUCUCUCCAAUCAAUCCGGAGCACGGAAGCAUCACCCUCAACAUCUUGUUUGGCCAGCCAGAAGAGCACCGGAACAUUCCGGUGGAGGAUGCUUUCGCCUUGUUGUCGUCGUCCUUGCAGCGCUAUCAACAGCAGCAACAAGGCGGAAUAGGAGGUGGUGGUGGUGGAGGUCGUGGCGGAGUCGAACAGCGCAGCGGCGGAGGCGGUGGUGGUGGUGGUGGUUUGAUGGACUCUGCCGCCCCCGAUUCCAGAGGCAGAGGCGGAAUGCAGAUGCAGGCCGGACCGGAGCCUCACCACGCCAACAUGCAAGGGCUCAUCAAUUUGUUGCAGGAAAAUCGGCCGCUGUCGGUGAUGGAGUACGACCGUCUCAUCCGCUACUUGAGCGACAGACGUGACCGACAGAUGGCCGAAGAUGCUCGCGGCGGUGGCGGUCUGGCCGGCAGCCAACCGGCUUAUCUUCUAGGCGGAGGAUACAAUUCUGGCGGAGCUGCUCCGGGCGGUGGCGGUGGUGGUGGUCAAGAUAAUCCGAUGGAGUUGCAGCAGAGGAUACUGAGCAUUUUGAAUUCGAGCGCGGGCGGAGUUGGGGCUGGCAUUGUGGGCGCCGGUCCAGUCCCCGCCCCCGUUCCGGCUCCGCAUCUCAACUCUUCUGCGUUGAACUCGUCAUGGAACGCGGGCGGUGAGGUCAGCUCGUCGGGGCAGCAGCAGCAACAGCGUUCCAACAACGACCUCUCGGCCGGUCAUUCCGACGGACCCAAAGUUGACGGUCUCUUACCCACUGGGCCCAACAUGUUGAAACAUUACAACCAAUCGGGACCAGGAGGCGCCAGGCAACAACAACAGCAAGACUCUUCCCACCGGCCAAUGCAGUCACAACAACAGCCGGGCGGAUAUUAUGGCAUGGGCAAACGCUUUUAAAAAAAGAAACAAACAAACAACAACAAAACCAAAACAAAUGACGAUGGGGGAUAGAAGAUGCGCGGUAUAUUAAAAAUAACACUCGGAAAAAAACAAUCUAGAAAGAAGAUAGAAUCAUAUUUAAUUCGAGGAAAAAUUAAAAGAGGACGAACUUUACCUUUAGAGUUUUUCUUUUUGUGUGCCCCGGGAUUCUCCACGGAAAAAAGACAUAGGCCGAUAUGUUUUUUCUCAUUUUUCGUCAUUGUCAAUUUUUUUAUUAAUUAUUCAAAAAAAAAAAAACUUCCCGGAAAAUUGGUAGGAUCGAAAUUCACCAAACUCUUUUUUUUUUCGGUCUUUUUUGUGUGUGUCAUCGCCCGUUUUUCUCUCCUUUUUUGAACUCGGUUUUUGUAUUUGCCAGAAAAUAUUUUUUUUGCAUCUUUUUCUCUUCUUUCAGCUAAACUAAAAAUGAUUUAAGGAACACCCACUCUCGCAAUCAGAGCCAAUCGAAUAAGUUUAAAAACGAGGUUCUUAUUUUUUUUCUCUCUCACUUCCCCCCCCACAUGAUGAUGAUUCAUUGCCCAACAUCAAAUUUGAUUCCCCCUUUUUUUUCGUGUCUUGAUCCAAUUUUUUUCGUUUCUUUUUUUUUCCAAAUCGACAUAAAACUGUGCACGUCGUGCGUCAUUUUUUUGAAA
Messenger RNA from Daphnia pulex (common water flea), 2719 nucleotides. Its product is annotated as nuclear receptor coactivator 5-like. Gene Ontology annotation, molecular function: RNA binding. The transcript is spliced from 7 exons. Lineage: Eukaryota; Metazoa; Arthropoda; Branchiopoda; Diplostraca; Daphniidae. Bases 135 to 2048 code for a protein of 637 amino acids. The record is from RefSeq and is a predicted model, not a curated record.